Molecule: messenger RNA, 1633 nt
Organism: Aureobasidium pullulans EXF-150
Lineage: Eukaryota; Fungi; Ascomycota; Dothideomycetes; Dothideales; Saccotheciaceae
Exons: 1
Coding region: 166-1422 (418 amino acids)
Source: RefSeq, a predicted model, not a curated record
AGCUCCUUAGUCAUCGGAUUCCGCAAUGUAGUGAGAGGACACAUUCGUCCACAUUGCAGCAGAAAAUGUCUAUAAAAGACAGCCUUUCUCUCAAGCAAUGAGCAUUCACCCCAUCAAACACGACAGUCUCAUAACAGCACACGAACACCGCACCGAACGAAGAUCAUGGCGAGAAAAACUGCUUAUCUCGGCCUUCUGGCUGCCUCAUCAUUCGCUCUCACCCUCGCAGCCCCAGUCGAGGAACGAACUGUCAACGUUUGUCCUGCUGUCGACCUGGUUGUCGUUCUGCUCAAGGCCUAUCCAUCCGCCUCUCCGUUCUGCUCCUCUUUCCUUGGAAUUUCUACAGUGACUACUACUUCAACUGUCAAGGCCACUUCACCCAUCACCACCAUCAUUCCUACCACUACUACAACAGUCUUUGUUGCAGCAACUCCAGUUACCGAGUACGAUGUUUCCUCUACCACAAUCACGACUUGCAUUCCAAGCGCUGCCAAGCGAGACCUAGCCAAAAGAAAGGAGAAGACCACAUCGACCACCUCGUCCAGCUCGUCCAAAGCUACAACCACCUCAAUCCCGGCUUCCAUCAGCAUACCUGGAACUUGCAAUGGCUGCCCGGGCCUUCUCAAGAACAUUGCCUGCACAGCUGUUUCUAGUGCAUGCGGCUGUCUUGGCCUUUCUACCCCGACCUCAACUGUCUAUGUCAGCACGACAUAUGUUCCUGUGGUAACCUCUUAUUCUGGUGUUGCUGCAACUCAAACCACCACUGGAACCACGACUAUCCCGACCACCUCUACAUCAACAAUCCUGUCUUGUCCAACUCCCUCGAUCUGUGGUAACCAGGGUAUUCAGUUUGCUUACUAUGCCAACGAGCCCUGGGGCGAUCAGAUCUCUGAAAUGGACCCGUCAUUCUACUGGACAUAUACUCCCGACUACAGUGGGACUACCACCAAGGUCGGCGGUAUCAACGAACCCGCCGGCUCUGACGUUAAUCUUUACGGUACCUCGAAGAAUGUCCCCGCUAGCUAUUUCGUCCUCAACCAUCGCGGAUACAUCUUCGCUCAGGUCGACGGCGACUACACCUUCACCACCUCCCAAGUCGACGAUAUCACCUUCUUGUACCUUGGAGACGACGCAAUCAGAGGCUAUGGUCUGAACAACUUUGACGCCAAGGCAGUGUGCUGCGAUGCGCCUGCCAACAGUGCCAGUGCGACUUAUACUCUGAAGACUGGACAGUAUCUUCCAUUCAGACUUGUGUUUGGGCAGCAAGGUGGACCUGUUGUCUUUAGCUUUUCCGUCACCGCUCCUGAUGGGACUGUUGUUCUUGAUGCUGGGACUCAGGAUUCGAAGUUCAUUGUUCAGUAUUCUUGCGAUGGUACAACUGCUCCUGCAUUCCCUGCUUGGGGUCAGGAACAAGCUCUUUAGAUUGAGGACUUGUGAGGACUAACUGGUAAACUGUGUGCAUUGCGAGGAAAGGCUCACAAAAUCGCAGAAAGGCCGGAUGUAGACCAGAUAGAUGAAGAGAAUCCUCUGCACAGCUAGGCAAGGUGCUCGUACAAUUCGAAAGCAGCUGUUGUCAUCAGAGAAAAAGAAGGAGUUAACUUUCGAAAAUCUACUACAUGUUGUUUAUGUAUAC